AGAUGAUCAAAAAAAAACUGCGUUUUAUUAACUGGCGUUUCAAUAAUAUUUACUCCGAUUAUAAACAAUGUGAAUUUCAUCAACAUCAACUUGGGAAUUCGAGGAGAAAUAGUAUCCAAGAUAUCUCCUGACAAUUGUUAUGUUGUUGUCAAAUUGACGUAGGAUUAAAUUGAAAGGAAACUUUGAGGAGAGAAUUGGUGGAAAUUUCUGUACCAUUCAAAAUGCAUUGCAAGCAAAUGAAACUGUUGGACGUGUGGCGGAUUUGCAACAAAAUCCGGUCCGCGAUCUUCCGUGUGGGAUUCAAUUUGUGGGACUACUAUCUGCCGCUGGACCCGCAUAAAAAUUGUCUGAUUUCAGAAUCUGCAUUCGUUUCGGUUCUUUCUGGAUCGUUGCGUUCGACGAUCGGCCUUUCGGACUACGAGAUUGGAGAGCUGACCGAUUAUUUCCGUGUACAGGAUGGAAGGAUUUUUUACACGCAGUUUUGCGAGGUCAUCCACGACAGCAUACCUGAGUUCUCGAAGAAUGCAAAUCUUGUGACUGGCCUGGAAUGGGAGGAUCCUCUCCACGUGAACCGUCUGAGCACCAGCGAGGAGCGAAGGCUGAGUCUUCUGAUAACGAAAAUCUCUGUUCAAGUGAACCUGAGGAAAUUGGUUCUGAGGCCAUUCUUUCAAGAUUACGAAUUGGUGGCUAAAAACAAUGGGACUGUAACAAUAGCGCAUUUUGCAAGAGUGUUGGCGUAUCUGGAUAUAACAGUAUCUUCGGACGAUUUCAAUUUGUUGGUGAAGAAGUACAUGAAAGACUCGUACACUUUGAACUAUGUGGCUUUUGUUGCCGACAUUGAGGCGACCGUGGAUUAUUUGGAGCGUCAUGGUUGCUUGGAUCUGGGAGGCGACAUCAUGAGCCAGUUUCCUGGAAGGGUCAUAAAUGCCGAGCUACCAAAACUGCCGCGUCCCGAAAUCGGUAAAAUAAUGGCGGCCAGCGUCUUCGGCAAACAAAGCAUUUUCCAUCCGGCGUUGAACGCUCCCUCGCAGCGGCAAAGCCUAUUGGAAAUCAUCAGACGGAUCCAGAGGCACGUUCUCGAGAACCGCAUCAGGAUCAGCGACUUUUUCGAAGGGUUCGAUUCACUGGGUUCAGGUAAAAUAACGGCAUCACAAUUCCAUCGCGGCUUGGACGCCGUCGGUAUAAGCGGUCUUCAGCGACUUUACAUCUCCCUACCGGAAAUCAAGACCAUUUCCAUACAGUACCAAGAUCCUAUAGAUCCGACGAGGGUUUGCUGGAAAACUUUCGCCGAUGACAUAGAUCAAGUCUUCACCGUCAAAAAUUUGGAAAGGGCGCCAAUGCUGCAAGUCGCGAGUCCGCCGAGGGAGGUAAAGGAGUUGCCUAAGAGGGGCACAAAAUCAUGGGACAACGUGAACCCAAGCAUGCGGGAUCUCUGCGAGGAAACUGUCGAAAAAGUUAAGAAUCGCAUCAUGAGAAGACGCAUCUUGCUGAAGCCAGUCUUCAGGAAUUACGACAAGCACAACAACGGUCACGUCUCUCGCUCACAGAUGCGUCAAUCCUUAUUAUCCAACGGCAUUCUACUCUCCGACGAAGAGCUUUACGCCUUGGAGGAGCGCUUCAACGAUGACAUGGGAUUCAAUUACUUCUGGUUCUUGAAAGAAGCCGAACCGAAACCGCACGAGGAGGCUCUCUUCACCGGCUUCCUCGAGGCAAUGGAAAAGGUAAACGCGGAGAAACCGUGCAAACCGGUGGACAGGAGCGAGAAGGAUAUCAUCCUUAUAUUGGCUAAGAUCAAGGGGAAGGUGGUCAGGGAACGCAUUCGGGUCAUCGAGUUUCUGCAGGAUUACGAUCUCUGCAAUCAGCAAGUUAUCAGUCGAGAGAACUUCCAGAGAGGCCUUUCCAAUUGUCGUUUCGAUUUGUCCGAAGCCGAAGUAGAAACUCUAAUGAAUGUAUUUUCAUCACCAAUGAGGCCUGGAUGUGUAGACUACAAGAGAUUCUCUGAGGUGGUGGAGGAGGCCUUCACACAGGCCUGCAUGGAGAGGGCACCUCUGCUGAUGCCUAAACAGCACGUGCCGACGAAGGAUUGCGCCAGGAACUUCUUGAACUUCGACGAGCGUCGCACCUUCUCCAUAGGCAUCCAGAAGCUUUCGAAGAAGCCUGACCUGCAGAUGAACCUGAUGUCCAUAUUUAAGGAUUACGAUCGUACUAAUUGCGGAACGAUAUCGCAAGAGCACUUCUUAAAGGCGCUGUCGCUGCGAGGAAUGUACAACCUGAUUUCCAGGACGGAAUUCGACAUGAUCUGCAAAUGCUUCAGCUUCGAGAGAGGCCUCCGCGAUGAAAUUGAUUACAGGGCUUUCAUAAAAGCUCUGGACAUUUUGUACGCAACAGACAAAUACAACCCAUUCUAAAAAUUGAAAUUAAUAUAGA
Messenger RNA from Nicrophorus vespilloides, 2427 nucleotides. RefSeq lists its product as uncharacterized. The transcript is spliced from 12 exons. Gene Ontology annotation, molecular function: calcium ion binding. NCBI's taxonomy places the organism in Eukaryota, Metazoa, Arthropoda, Insecta, Coleoptera, Silphidae. Bases 222 to 2408 code for a protein of 728 amino acids. The record is from RefSeq and is a predicted model, not a curated record.